Molecule: messenger RNA, 5485 nt
Organism: Anarrhichthys ocellatus (wolf-eel)
Lineage: Eukaryota; Metazoa; Chordata; Actinopteri; Perciformes; Anarhichadidae
Gene: amn1
Product: antagonist of mitotic exit network 1 homolog (S. cerevisiae)
Exons: 4
Coding region: 269-4813 (1514 amino acids)
Source: RefSeq, a predicted model, not a curated record
UUACGUAACACAUCAGUGUUAAACGGAGGUGAGGCGUAAAAAACGGUUGAGUCGCAACAGUCUGGAUGCAUGUCGUUAUGUUCGUCGAAAGCAACUGGGAGGAUUUCUCUGUCCUCCGCUUGGCUUGUUAAUUUUUGAAAGUAAUGAAAGAGAGAAAAGAGAGAGCAGCGUCACUGCACGGAUCUCCGAAUGUUACGAACGUCCACGUUGAAGUCUGACCCUAAAAGAACGUUGCCUCCUUCACCUUUCACAUCAACGGAGGACAAUUAUGUCUUUUGCAUGGAUCAAUGGACAGUACCAACAGGUUGGACUACCUUCACAAUCUACACAGGCUGCUUCUCAGUUUAGCCAUGACACAAUGAGGAAUCAACAAACUGGUACUGCAAAUACGUCAAACCAGUAUAUGACGGCACAAACAGGAGUCCGACCCCCACAAAUUGCUAAAUUCACUCACCACUAUGGAGCAAACUCUAAAAUACAGCCAUCAAAUUGGCAGACCUCAGCAGUUCCUCAUCAGGUAGUUUCUUUUCAGCAGACAGCUGGAGGGAACAAUUAUCUGCAACACUCGCCUACUAAUUUGCAAAGUGGAAACCCUAGUUUGCAGGCCACUUAUGGACUUCAGCUACAUUUUCAUCAGAACUCUGCGCAGAAUUCAUCGACCCAGAGUCCACCCAACGUGACGCUAGCAAACAUUGUAUACUCACAGCAAGACAUCGCGGCAAAUUGGAACCAAUCAGUUGGAGUUCAUGGAAAACAACCAGUAAGGACACAGAAUGCUAAUAUUGUGUCUGAUCGCCAUCAUUGUAGGGAUCAGAAUAGUUACAACAUAAAUGGAGAGUCGAUUAAACCUGUUCCUUCAACAGCUACCUCGCCUCAAGAUGGAGAGGUGGCUUACAUUGGCACAUUGUGGCCUGCUGCUGCACACCAGAGACCGACUGCUCAGAAUGACAAUCGCAGACAAAACGGUACUCCGCAUGGCUUCACCCCACCAAGUUAUAAUGAGGCUAUCGCUCAGUCUUUCAGAAACGACAGCAAAACAACAAACUCAUCAUCAAGUGGACACAAUUUUUGCGUUUCCAGCACGGGUCACAUUUCUCCACAGUACUCAACACAUACCAAUGGGGGAGAGGCCACCUCUUCCAUUAACUCAAAUUCAUAUAACGGGCAGUAUGAACCCAACCUUUCCUUGUCAAAGCCAAAUGAUUCUCCCUUAACUCCUGCUGUUGGUGCACUACAGGAAAUGCUCAGAUGCCAAAAUAUCGCAAGAAUAGAGGACUAUCUACGUACGCCGUUCACUGCUGGCUCAGAUGGCCGACCUCAAGUGUAUAUUCGUUCACCUUCCGGACGAAAGCAAAAUAUGCAACCUGUGAUGUCAACUGUCACUGAAAUAUGUAAUGCAAAUGCUGCCCAGUCCACACCACAAAAUUCUGGACAUUCUUUGCCUAAAACAGCUCACAGCGUAAAUGUGCCACCUCAGCAAAGCGGUGUAACAAAUGUCUUCGCAACACGAGAUGGAAUUGGAUAUGUAAGUCAGGCAGCAUUUUUUCCUGAAAACAUGAGAUCUUUAAGUGAUGCACCUCAACUGAUGAGGUUGCUUGAUGGCAUUACACCACGGAGAAAUGAGAAACAAUCGUCUGUAGCAAACAAUUGUGAAAGGCUUGAAAUGCUAUCAGUGAAGGCAAAUGACUGCUCCCUUCACUCAUCUCCUGCUUGCAGAGCUGUUGCUGUUGUGCAACCACUGUCACAGAAAAGCUACCAGGUCGCCAGCAAACAGACCAGUUCUAACCCCAUCAGUCAGUUGUCUGAGGCCACCGCAACAGAUGAAUCUUUGAGUAACCCUGAGAAAUUAUUUAUGUCACCAAAAAACCAGCAGAUUGGGUCUCUGAAAGUGGGACCUUAUCUUCACCCAGAAAACCCAAACCAAAUGAGGUCCAACAAAUAUGCAAAUUGGCAUUUAGCAGCAUCCAAUGAUGGUACUUUUGUGUCAUCGUCCUCUUCCGCUGGGCCCCAAGACUUGCUGCAAAAACAGUUGUGUACAGUUGAAGCAAGAUCUAAAGUGGAUAUUGACACUCGAGUACACCAGCGUGUUGCACCAACUGCUCAACAAUCAGUAGCCUUCAAAGUGCCAGUGAGCCAAAAUGGUGAUAAGGACAAAAGUGAGAUGCCAAUAGAUACAAAGAGGGUUUUAGAGCUUUCCUCAGUCCCAACAACACCAUGGACACCAGUCGCAUUAACUAAGUACAUACAGGAUACUGAAAAAGCUCAGAUGGAGUUAAAGGAUUUUACAAUGUGUGGUGCUAUAUACAAAUUAUUGACCAUGUUUUGGGAUGGCGACCCUGAAAGCUUGAAAUAUGCACUCAAGACAGGAAUGUACAAUACUUUAAUGGCUGAUGUAAAACAAUUCUGCAACGAACAUGUAACGCUAAAGUCUGAAAUUCUGUCACAGGUUAAGAGCUGCUUUGGGAAGCAUCUCAAAAGCUACCAUGUCCUCAAAGAUAAGGAAGUUUAUUCAGAAUUGCCCUACAAGUCAUCAUGGUUGAAUGUCAAUGAGCAGCUUGAUGACAUCGACAAAGAGUUUGACUUCCCGCAAUCUCUGAAGCAUCAUCUUCUUCGGCUCAAGAGUGACAGUCAGCCAGAUCAGGUCGAGACAGACGACAGCAUUUCUGCACAAAGUGUAAAUGAGGUGUCAAACAAGAUGUUGUCAUCAACGGAGCUUAAACAAGUUGACCCAAGUGAAGAAAAACACGACGACUCUGUUGAAGCAACGGAGCUUAAACAAGUUGACCCAAGUGAAGAAAAACACGACUCCUCUGUUGAAGCAACUUCAACACAAACUGCCUCUCCUAAUAAAACGGAGAGCGCUGAUUCCAGUGACCCAUACUCAUUUAAAAUCCAAGUUUUUCCUCCAGAAGAUGCCAAAGUUAUCUUUGAGCAAGCACAAAGCAACCUGCCAAGUAUGGACAUGGACUAUCAGCCAGAAAGAGCCUUGAAUAGCACUGUGGAGGGUGAGCUACCUAAGGUUAUCGAUGCCACAUUGAGUAACUCAAAACUGGAGAACAAGACAUUCUGUCCAAUAGAAGAGGUUUGCUGCAUUGAAAUGUGGAAGGAAACUAUUUUGGGGACAAACCCAUCAUCUCUGAGUAAAUGCCAAUGCAAUAUCGAGCAAAGUCAUAAAGAUAUCACUGCAAAGACCCUUGACAAGGAAGUGAUGGCAGUACAGGAGAAAGAUACGUUCAGGUCUGACAGUAAAUUCCACUCUGCUACAGAAGGAGAAAAUCAAACGAAGGGUGGGGAGAGCGUCAACACAUUUCAUUGGCCUGAGAUAUUCAAUGUAUUCAGUUACAACUUUGACUUUCCUGAAGAUGAUGACCCACAUUCUGACAAUGACCCAAAGAACAUUGACCAGAUAAGCAUAAAUAGUAGCCAGUCAAGCAUCAUAUUCAUAAGUGAUGACGAAGAACAUCUGCCCAGCAGUGAAAGUGAAAUUCUCAACCAAAUGCCAGACUUUGAAAAUGAUUCUGAACAAGCUACGGUGAAAUUGACAGAAAGUGGUCAGUCAGGCAGUUCAGGCCAGAAAGAGACCAAUAAAAUCUCCAGAAAUGACACUGAAAUUCAGUCAGAACCUGAAGUUGAAUGUGUACCGGAUCAGUUGAAAUCUACAGGAAAUAUGCAGCCAUGUACUUCGGGUGGAAGUGACAAAAAAACUGUGGCCAGCCAGACGACAGACCUCGAUGAAAAUUUGGGACAAGUUCAAUUGACGUCUACGAAUGUGGCUGAGUCAUCAUUGAAAACUGAAGAAGAACAAACUCAAAUUAGUGCGACAGGUGUCCGCCAGAAAACUUGGAGUGGUAAACGAAAGAGAUCAAGUUGUCCUGAUAGAUUUUUACCAGUCUUGAAGAAACCAAAGAAAUGCAAAUCCCUUGUUGAUGUGAACUCCAAGCCUAUCCUGGAGAGUGCUUCAAAAUGUGGCACGGUUUGUGUUCAUGCAACUGAUGGCAAACCUUCAGCCUCGAACUGUAGAACUGUAGAACUGGUUCUGUUUGGCUCAACACAAGACAAGUGUGUUUUACUUGGCAGUAGAACGAACCAUAUCUCCCCUCCAGAGGCUGCCUCUGAUGCAGAACUAAGGCCUCCAAAAGUUCUCACUGUGAAUAUCAGUCCCUUGAAGAGAGAGCACAGUUUUAAUGGUCUAACAUGGAAAUAUUCAGUCAAACGGCUUUGCAAAAAAUGGAAGAUUCGUUUUCCACCAGCUAAAAUCAGGCCUGGAAGCAAACUAAAAGCACAGAAGUGUACUUUUGCCUCUUCAGCUAAGUGGAGUCACAAGAAAGCUGGUACGAUUGGCCCUGCCGAAACUGAAGAGCUGCCAGUUUCCUCUGAAAUGAGGAUCUUAAGAAGAAAAACUAAGCGCUGCACGAGUCUUAGUUGGAGAAGGUCACUCACUGAAGAACUCGAAUGUGAAGAGGAGAAGACGGAGAAACGCACCGUCAUGCUCAACCAGCCUGCUGAUCAGGAGAGAAAUAACGAUGAAAAUGGAAGAAAUGCCAACGAUGCCCUGAAGUUCACCGUCUUACCCGUUUCCUUUAACUUUGGAUCCAAUGGGAUAAAGGAAACCAAGGAUCCUGUUCCAGGAAAGCCUGAUCUUGUUGAAGGAAAGGACAACAGCCACAACAAAGCUGUCAUGGAAAGAGGUUCAUGGUAUCCAAUUGCUGAGAACGAGCGAUCAUUUUCCCCUGCCACCCCCAAGACCUACAGCCUCUUCCAUAUGUUUCAGAAGAAAUACAUGAAGACGAUUCAGCCAAAUGUGGAUAAAUAACAUGACGGAUGGAAGUUUGUUGGCAAUUUCAUUUGAUAAAUUUGCCUCCAAGAUUGUUACAGAAUCUUUGUAUUUUUGUACUGUACAUUCAAGGACCCAAUGGAAGUUUCCAGUUUUGCCAACAGUUACUAAGGCAUAAGGGUCACGUGUUCUCAUUGGUUUGUACAUAAAAUUGUCAUUUGUUUACAUGACUGUAAAAGCUUUCAAGUCUUCCUCUUCAGAUACAAUUCCUAAGGUCUCACAAUAUUUUACCUGAAAAUGUAACUUUUUGAAAUGCUGUUUAUACUAUAUAUAUAUUUCCACGUAAAUAUUUUUCUACAAUAUUUUCAUCUCGGACAUAUAUAUAUAUAUAUAUAUUUUUUUUUUAUAACAAAAGGUGUCUCGAAUUGGAGGUUGUACGUCUGCUCAUGCAUGAGGUAAUGGUUAUGUUAAGAGUGCUGACAACAUUAGUUUAAAGAAAGUGAGUGAAUUCAGCAGCAAGUACCCAGAAAGGUGGACAUUUUGGUGUCUAGUUAUUUCACCAACUUCAGAGACUAUUCAAAGGAGGGCACUUGCAAUACGGCCCAUAGAAGGGGGAGCAUGAACGAGGAUUUAAGGAUGCAUGACUGAGGCUGGUCAGUUGCUCUCAAGACCAACUCAUUUUUGAUCUGCAGUAAAUCUAUUGACAACAAA